Messenger RNA from Lasiodiplodia theobromae, 1662 nucleotides. RefSeq names its product Glucan-alpha- -glucosidase protein. NCBI's taxonomy places the organism in Eukaryota, Fungi, Ascomycota, Dothideomycetes, Botryosphaeriales, Botryosphaeriaceae. The coding region runs from base 1 to 1662 and encodes 553 amino acids. Gene Ontology annotation, molecular function: glucan 1,4-alpha-glucosidase activity. Gene Ontology annotation, biological process: polysaccharide metabolic process. Gene Ontology annotation, cellular component: fungal-type vacuole. The record is from RefSeq and is a predicted model, not a curated record. The transcript has 2 exons.
AUGUUUACUCGCUUCUCUCUUUCAGGCGCCGCCUUGCUGCUAUGCGCCGAUGCCUUCGUCAUCCCCGCCGUGCUCGACCAGGCCCCGCUGCGAGUCCCCGCCCUCACAGACCUUCUCGCUGAGAAGGCGCAAGCCGUCUCCGACCAGAUAGGCCUCUUCCCAACCACCAAGAAGAGCCUCGAUACAUGGCUGGAGGAGGAGGAGCACAUCGCCGUCGACAGGCUGCUGGCCAAUAUUGCGCCAAACGGCAGGAAUGCGCAACAUGCUGCGCCUGGCACAGUCAUUGCCAGUCCGUCCAAGGAGCAUCCGAACUACUACUACCAAUGGGUGCGUGACGCCGGCAUAACCAUGGCGACGGUCGUGGACCUGUACGUUGCCGACCCCACCUCCGAACUCUCCCGGACGGUCCUCCUCCCAACUCUUGAAUCGUAUGCCUCCAUCUCGCAGAAAAUCCAACACACAUCCAACCCCUCGGGCGACUUCACCUUCCCCGACCUCAACGGGCUCGGCGAGCCCAAGUUCAUGGUCGAUGGGUCGCCCUUCACCUCCAACUGGGGUCGCCCCCAGCGCGACGGCCCGGCGCUGCGCGCGACAGCGCUCAUGAAGUUCAUGCGCGCCUACAACGAGAGCAACCCUGGCGUCUGGGAGUCGCGCACCACCGCUUCGACCGACGACUGGUUCGGGCGCCUGUACAGCGCGGAAUUGCCGGCGCGCAGCAUCAUCAAGGCGGACCUGGAGUACGUGGCGCGGCACUGGCCCGACUCGGGCUUCGACCUGUGGGAGGAGGUGCAAGGCCGCCACUUCUUCACCGGCCAGGCGCAGUUGCGCGCGCUGCGCGAGGGCGCCGAGGUCGCCGCCGCCUUCGCCGACGACGGCGCUGCUGAGUACUACCGCCAGCAGGCCUCGCGCCUCGAGUCCAUGGUUCGCAAUGACUUCUGGGACGCCCGCGGCGGCUACAUCCGCGCCACGCGCGGCGGUGACGCCGAGUUCCAGCGCUCCGGUAUGGACUGCAGCGUGCUGCUCGGCAGCAUCCACGGCAACGCGCUCGAGCCAGCCUACCCGGACGCAGCGGUGUUCCCGCCGCACGACGACGCGGUGCUCGUCACGUUGAUGAAGUUCGUCAAGGACCAGCGCGACCGCUACCCCAUCAACGCGCAGCCUGGCCAGGAGCUGUCGGCCUUCCCGGAGGGCGACCCGCUUCGCCCGGCCGGCGUCGGUCGCUACCCCGAGGACGCGUACGACGGCUACGCCUCGCCGCACCCGGGCGCCGGCAACCCGUGGUUCCUAUGCACCGCCAGCGUCGCUGAGAUCCUGUUCCAGACUGCGGCGCGCGUCAACGAGACAGCCACCGUCGAGGUUAGCGAGACGGGCUGGGAGUUCUGGCGCGGCCUUGUCUGCCCGGAGUCGUCGUCAGACUGCCCGCUGUCGUGGCAACGCAAGAGCUACGAGCUCGGCGACGGCACCGGCGUUGUCGAGACGGCCCUCAACAGGCUGAAGGACCUCGGUGACGGUUUCCUGGCUGUCAUCCGCAAGCAUGCCAGCAGCGACGGCGCGCUGAGCGAGCAGUUCGAUCGCUGGACCGGCUACGAGCGUGGCGCUACGGACCUGACGUGGAGCUACGGCGCCUUCUUGCAGGCCGUGUGGGCGAGGCAGAGGUUGUAA